Camellia sinensis is the source of this 1342-nucleotide messenger RNA. Lineage: Eukaryota; Viridiplantae; Streptophyta; Magnoliopsida; Ericales; Theaceae. The record is from RefSeq and is a predicted model, not a curated record.
GCGUCAUCACCGCCAACCCUUUAAACGUCGAACACAUCCUCAAAACCAACUUCGAUAACUACCCAAAAGGCAUUCGAUUCAUAACCCUCUUACAAGACUUCCUCGGCCAAGGCAUCUUCAACUCCGACGCCCAUCUCUGGAAAGUCCAGCGCAAAACCGCAAGUUAUGAAUUCAACACGAAGUCUCUCCGAAAUUUCGUGUUGGAAAACGUAACGGUGGAGACCCAAACCCGAUUGGUUCCGAUUUUUCAGAAAUCAGCCAAAACCAACCGGGUUUUGGAUCUCCAAGACGUUUUGGAACGGUUCGCUUUCGAUAAUAUUUGUAAAUUAGCUUUUAACGUUGAUCCGGGGUGUCUCGGCGGCGAUGGAACCGCUGGCGGGGAGUUCAUGACGGCGUUUGAAGAGGCGGCGACGCUUAGCUCCGGGAGGUUUAUGUAUGCUUUACCAAAUUUAUACAAAAUCAAGAAGUUUUUCAACAUGGGUUCGGAGAAAAAGUUGAUGGAUUCAAUUGGGGUAGUUCAUGAAUUCGCAGAUAAGAUCAUAAAAUCGAGAAUGGAAGAGAGAGCCGAGAAGCGAGACGAGGAUUUACUGUCACGAUUCAUCGGAACAGACGAUAACUCGGCCGAGUUUCUCCGAGAUAUCGUCAUAAGCUUCAUCCUCGCCGGCCGCGAUACGACGUCGUCGGCUCUCACUUGGUUCUUCUGGUUACUCUCCUCUAGACUCGAGAUCCAAAAAAAGAUUCUCCAAGAGCUCGAAACGGUAAGAACCCGAAACGCGAAACGUACCGGCGAAACGUACAGUUUCGACGAGUUACGCGAAAUGGGAUAUCUACACGCGGCGAUUUCCGAAGCUAUGAGACUGUACCCUCCAGUUCCUGUAGACACUAAGGCGUGCAAAGACGACGACGUUUUACCAGACGGUACGAUUGUGAAGAAGGAUUGGUUUGUGACCUAUCACACAUAUGCAAUGGGGAGGAUGGAGAGUAUAUGGGGGAGUGACUGUAGGGAAUUUAAACCGGAGAGGUGGAUUGAGAACGGUACGGUAAAACAGGAGAGUCCGUUCCGGUAUCCGGUAUUUCAUGCGGGUCCGAGAAUGUGUCUCGGGAAGGAGUUGGCGUAUAUUCAGAUGAAGUCGAUUGCAGCAUCCGUGAUGGAGAGGUUCGAGAUUGACGUUCUAAAUAAGGACAAGUGUCCUGAGCAUUUGUUAUCUUUGACUUUGAGGAUGAAGGGUGGUUUACCUGUGAAAGUGAAGGAAAGAUAUGUGGAAGCUUAGUAAUUGAUUUUUAAUGAUUAUAUAAUAUUUUUGGUUUGUUUAUAAUAUUGUGGCCUAUCUAUUGGAAUGGU